AUGUACGCAUGCAUUUUGGAUGACUGUACCGAAGAAGGUUUACUAUUAAUCAACAAGAAGGAAUGUAAUUUGAUGUUACAAGACCGGUUGGGUAAUACAGCAUUGAUGUAUGCAGCGUUGAAGGGCCGUGAAGAAUUAACAGAUCGGAUGGCUAUGACGCUGUCAAGGUCAUGGGGAUUAUCGGCUAUACAGCUCAAAAACUGUAUGGGUCAUACGGCCGAAGACUUGGCUCUCCGAAAUAAACAUUUCCGCUGUGCAAGAAUGCUUCAAGCCCAGAGACUACAUAUGUUAGCAUGUUUGAAUAAGCAAAUGAUCCUGGCCGGACAGGUUGGCUGUCGACAGUGGCACGCUUUCACCUCAGUGUUCAAGUGCAUUGAAAAGUAUUCACUCUUCUGUCUUUUUACUGUAGUACCUUAUCUGAGAUUUUUUGGAAUAUUUCUCAGAUGUUAUAUAUAA
Enterobius vermicularis (human pinworm) is the source of this 456-nucleotide messenger RNA. NCBI's taxonomy places the organism in Eukaryota, Metazoa, Nematoda, Chromadorea, Rhabditida, Oxyuridae. The record is from the annotation of a GenBank genome assembly.